GGACUAUCUUAUUCUCUUGUUAUACUCGCUAUCCAGUGAAAGUCACACUUUCUUUUCCUCUCUAUAUAACAAAACAAACACAACAGAAAACAACAUCUCAUAAAAAUUCUGAUUCUUCGCUCAUCUCUCUCUUAAACUUCCACAAACACCAUGAUCAAUUUUCAUGCUUCUUCUUCUCUCAGCUUCCUCAACAAAAUCACUUUUCUUCUUCUUCUUCUUCUUCUCCUUGUUUUCCCUGCCAUUGUUUCCGGUGAGUGUACAUGUGACUUUUCUAAAGAACAGAAAGAAGAAAAAGCCCAUGCACUCAACUACAAGCUUGCUUCCAUAGCUUCUAUUCUUCUUUCUGGUGCCUUUGGUGUUAGCAUUCCGUUCUUGGCAAGCAAAAUUCCAAGUUUAAGACCUGAAAAUGAUAUCUUCUUCAUGAUCAAGGCAUUUACUGCUGGUGUUAUUCUAGCAACUGGCUUCAUUCACAUUCUUCCAGAAGCUUUUGAUCAUCUGAAAUCUCCAUGCCUUAACCAAAAUCCAUGGAGGAAUUUUCCCUUCAGUGGUUUUGUUGCUAUGAUGUCUGCAAUUGGGACAUUAAUGGUGGAUUCAUUCGCGACGGGGUAUUAUAACAGGAUUCAUUUCAACAAGAAUAAACAGGUAAAUGUUGGUGAAGAGGGAGAUGAAGAAAAUCAUGAUCAGCAUUCAGGUCAUUUACAUGUUCAUACACAUGCUACUCAUGGUCAUGCCCAUGGUUCUUCUUCACUUACGCAGGAUUUGGGUUUGCCUGAGCUGAUACGACGCCGUAUUACAUCACAAGUACUUGAGCUAGGGAUUUUAGUUCACUCAGUGAUCAUUGGAAUAUCUUUAGGUGCUUCUCAGAGUCCUGAAACUAUAAAGCCUCUAUUGGUAGCCUUGUCUUUCCAUCAGUUCUUUGAAGGGAUGGGACUUGGUGGUUGCAUAUAUGAGGCAAAAUACAAAUCUAGAGCAACAGCAAUAAUGGCAAUAUUUUUCUCAGUGACAACUCCAUUAGGGAUUGGAAUAGGAAUUGGGAUAUCAAGUGUUUACAGAGAGAAUAGUCAAACUUCACUGAUUGUUGAGGGAAUGUUCAACUCAGCCUCAGCUGGGAUUUUGAUUUAUAUGGCACUUGUUGAUCUUUUAGCUGCAGAUUUCAUGAACCCAAGAUUGCAAAAUAAUCUCAAGAUUCAAUUAGGAGCUAACAUCUCUCUUUUAUUAGGAGCUGCUUGUAUGUCUGUACUUGCUAAGUGGGCUUGAAUUUCUAUAUAUAUUUUUCCUCAAUUACUAUAUUCCCUAGAGAUUGCAUAAAGAGGAAUUCAAUAUUUUCUUUUUCUUUUUUAGAUAUGUGCAAUGGGUUGGUGACCAUUUCUGAAGUACUCAAAUUGAAAAUUCUUCC
Manihot esculenta (cassava) is the source of this 1396-nucleotide messenger RNA. RefSeq names its product zinc transporter 1. Bases 151 to 1257 code for a protein of 368 amino acids. Lineage: Eukaryota; Viridiplantae; Streptophyta; Magnoliopsida; Malpighiales; Euphorbiaceae. Gene Ontology annotation, cellular component: plasma membrane. Gene Ontology annotation, molecular function: zinc ion transmembrane transporter activity. The record is from RefSeq and is a predicted model, not a curated record. The transcript has 3 exons. Gene Ontology annotation, biological process: zinc ion transmembrane transport.